AGCCAGGCUCUGCUGGACCCCUGCAGGCAGAAUGAGCUGUUCCCUGUGCACGUGCCUGCGACAUUGUUUGCAUACCUCUGCCUCAGCAGUAACAUAACAUCAUAACAUCACUGUUGUCAUUUCCCGUCUGUGUCCUUUCCCUUGUCAGGCUGCGCACUUCGGGAGGGCAGGGCCUCUUGCGUGUCAUUGCUGUGCCAUCUGUACCUAAGUGUAGGGCCUGACCCAUGGUGGAUGCCUCACUCACUAAGUGAUCUGUGAGUUGUCAGGCACUGUGCUGGGAGUCAGAGGUGUGCCCCCCACCCCCAGGUUGGCGCUGUCCUCUCGUGUUCCGGCCCGAGGAUCUGAGCCUCAGAGUUGAAAUGACUUCCCUGUUACUUCACAGCUAGGAAGUGGCUAGCAUUAGGCAGAAACUUGAUCCAGAACAGAUGAGCAGCUGCACGUAUACCAGGAAGUGAACCAUGAACUGGGGUCACAACUGAAUAUGGGUCCAGCACUUGCCCCACCAGGGACCCUAAAGAAGCCUCGGGUUUUUCCUCACAUGAUUCGGCUGAAGUGAUCCAGUCUCGAGUAAACGACCAGGAGGGCCGAGAGGAAUUCUAUGUGCAUUAUGUGGGCUUUAACCGGCGACUGGAUGAGUGGGUAGACAAGAACCGACUGGCACUGACCAAGACGGUGAAGGAUGCCGUGCAGAAGAACUCGGAGAAGUACCUGAGCGAGCUGGCCGAGCAGCCGGAGCGCAAGAUCACACGCAACCAGAAGCGCAAGCACGACGAGAUCAACCAUGUGCAGAAGACAUACGCAGAGAUGGACCCCACCACAGCGGCCUUGGAGAAGGAGCACGAGGCGAUCACCAAGGUGAAGUACGUGGACAAGAUCCAUAUUGGAAACUACGAAAUUGAUGCCUGGUACUUCUCGCCGUUUCCGGAAGACUAUGGGAAACAGCCAAAGCUGUGGCUCUGCGAGUACUGCCUCAAGUACAUGAAGUAUGAGAAGAGCUACCGCUUCCACCUGGGCCAGUGCCAGUGGCGGCAGCCCCCAGGGAAGGAGAUCUAUCGCAAGAGCAACAUCUCCGUGUAUGAAGUGGAUGGCAAAGACCACAAGAUUUACUGUCAGAACCUGUGCCUGUUGGCCAAGCUUUUCCUGGACCACAAGACACUGUACUUUGAUGUGGAGCCCUUCGUCUUCUACAUCCUCACCGAGGUGGACAGGCAAGGGGCCCACAUUGUCGGCUACUUCUCUAAGGAGAAGGAGUCUCCAGAUGGAAACAACGUGGCCUGCAUCCUGACCCUGCCGCCUUACCAGCGCCGCGGCUAUGGGAAGUUCCUUAUUGCGUUCAGUUACGAGCUCUCUAAGCUGGAAAGCACCGUGGGCUCCCCAGAGAAGCCGCUCUCUGACCUGGGCAAACUCAGCUACCGCAGCUACUGGUCAUGGGUCUUGCUGGAGAUUCUGCGUGACUUCCGGGGCACAUUGUCCAUCAAGGACCUCAGCCAGAUGACCAGUAUCACCCAGAACGACAUCAUCAGUACCCUGCAGUCCCUCAAUAUGGUCAAGUACUGGAAGGGCCAGCACGUGAUCUGUGUCACACCCAAGCUGGUGGAGGAACACCUCAAAAGUGCCCAGUAUAAGAAACCUCCCAUCACAGUGGACUCAGUCUGCCUCAAGUGGGCGCCACCCAAACACAAACAAGUCAAACUCUCCAAGAAGUGAGCUGCCUGUGCCCUGCCGCGGGCCCAGCGCCUCAGAACCCCUGUAAAUAUGUACAGCUCCGUCCAGGACUUUGUGAAUAAAGUGAAUUCUGCUGGA
Ochotona princeps (American pika) is the source of this 1803-nucleotide messenger RNA. RefSeq names its product lysine acetyltransferase 8 (gene KAT8). Lineage: Eukaryota; Metazoa; Chordata; Mammalia; Lagomorpha; Ochotonidae. Gene Ontology annotation, biological process: regulation of DNA-templated transcription. The transcript is spliced from 11 exons. The record is from RefSeq and is a predicted model, not a curated record. Gene Ontology annotation, molecular function: histone acetyltransferase activity. Bases 805 to 1707 code for a protein of 300 amino acids.